This is a messenger RNA of Coregonus sp. 'balchen', 699 nucleotides long. Lineage: Eukaryota; Metazoa; Chordata; Actinopteri; Salmoniformes; Salmonidae. The record is from the annotation of a GenBank genome assembly.
GUGAACAACAAUGGCCUGGUCUCGUUCCUCAGAGAGGUGUCUCAGUUCACACCCGUGGCGUUUCCCAUCGCUGGCGACCGGAGGGUUGUGGCGCCGUUCUGGGCUGACGUGGACAACAGGCGGAGGGGGCAGGUCUUCUACCGGGAGAGUAAAGACCCAUCUGUCCUCCAGAGGGCCACAGCUGACGUCAGACGAUACUUCUCUGAGUUCCCAGAGUUCAGUGCAACGUGGAUCCUCAUCUCAACUUGGCACAAAGUCACCUUCUUUGGAGGCAGUGACAUAACACCGGUAGGAUUCUCAACCAAUCAAAUAAAUAAAUAAAUCACUCAACCAAUCAAUCAAUCAAUCAAAUGUAUUUACAUAAGAAGUUGUCACAAAGUGCUUUAGUCAAUCUAGACCUCCAAAACACAGGAAGGAGCACAGAGGCACAAACUCCCCCAAGGAUAAGGGGAGACUCUUGUCUUGUUAUUCAGCAUCCUAGAGUGCUAUAUGUGACCUGUUGACUACUGUGCCCUGCAGGUGAAUACGUUCCAAGUGAUACUGAUCACCAACGGAGAGCUAUCCUUCACCAUCUUCCAGUACCAUGACAUCACCUGGACCACAGGCAUGCACGCCAGCAGUGGAGGGGACCUGGCAGGGCUAGGAGGCAUCGCUGCACAGGUAAGAUCACAGAGAUGUCCUCAAAAACCAUGUUUAUAG